AUGUCUAACAUGCCAGUCCUCCAGCACAUCCUUGUCAUAGGAGCCGGAGUCUUCGGUCUCUCGACCACUCUGUCCCUUCUCUCCAGCCCCACAUAUAAAUCAACCCGAAUCACUGUCGUGGACGGGUCUCCUUCUCUUCCAAAUCCCUCCGGGUCGUCCGUCGAUGCCAGCCGCAUUGUGCGCGCCGACUACGGGUCCAAACACUAUUGCCGGCUAGCUCUUGAGGCGCAGGAACGCUGGCGCGAUAAAAGGAAAGAAGCAUGGGGUGGAGAAGACAGGUAUCAUGAACCAGGCUUCGUGUUGAGCAGGGAAGAGGACAAAGAUGCAUAUCUGAAAGAGGCGUUGGCCACUGUGCGGAAGCUGGCGGCAGAAGAUGACCAAGGCAGGGCUGACCUAAACAAGAUCAAGCAGCUAGAAGGACAAGAUGAGAUCAGAAAAGCCACUGGAUAUGAGGGUGUGAGCGGCGAUCAUGGAUAUGCCAAUUUCAAUUCGGGUUGGGCUAAUGCUGAAGCGUCCGUCGCGUACGUUUUGAGAAGGAUAGAAAGGGAAGGCGGCGAUCGUGUGACCAUACGGAGCGGUGCGCAGGUCGCAAAGUUGCUUUUUUCUGGAGAGAAUUGUACCGGUGUCGAACUGGUUGGAGGGGAGGAAAUCAGUGCCGACUUGAUUGUCCUUGCCGCAGGAGCAUGGAGUCCAACACUCAUCGAUCUUCAAGGCCGAUGUUUAGCGACGGGCCAAGUAUUGGCCUAUCUCAACAUCACCGAAGAAGAGCAGACAGCGAUGGAGCACCGUCCGACGGUCAUGAACAUGAGCCGUGGCAUGUUCAUCAUUCCACCCCGAGGAAAGGAAUUGAAGAUUGCACGACAUGGGUAUGGCUACAGGAAUAUGGUCCAAGUUCCAAGGAAGAAUCUUCAACCGGAACUCCCGAAUGGCGAUAUCAAUGGGGACGACGGUGAAUUUAUCGAUGUAAGCGUACCAAAGGUGGGGAUUUCCGUUCCUCUCGAAGCGCAGGAGGCAUGUCGUGAAGCACUUCGAGAGCUUGUGCCGCACAUGGCAGACCGGCCAUUCUCUCGGACGAGGAUAUGUUGGUAUUGCGACACACCGACGGGGGAUUUCCUGAUAACGCGUCAUCCGCAAUACAGAUCACUCUUCCUGGCAACCGGGGGGAGUGGUCACGGCUUCAAAUUCUUCCCUGUGAUAGGUGACUACAUCGUCGACGCGAUCGAGGGAAGACUCGAGCCUGGAUUGGCGGAGAUAUGGCGCUGGAGGACGGAUGCCGAAUUGGAGGCGAGUCGUGGCAGGGAGGGAUUCGUGGGCUGUGACGACGGAAGUAGAGCAGGUAAGAAAGGCAUGUUGCUGGACGAGGAGAUGGCCAGGGGUCAACCCAGUUGA
Molecule: messenger RNA, 1389 nt
Organism: Rhinocladiella mackenziei CBS 650.93
Lineage: Eukaryota; Fungi; Ascomycota; Eurotiomycetes; Chaetothyriales; Herpotrichiellaceae
Exons: 2
Coding region: 1-1389 (462 amino acids)
Molecular function (GO): proline dehydrogenase activity; flavin adenine dinucleotide binding; sarcosine oxidase activity
Source: RefSeq, a predicted model, not a curated record